This is a messenger RNA of Nothobranchius furzeri (turquoise killifish), 4379 nucleotides long. Its product is annotated as disheveled-associated activator of morphogenesis 1. Gene Ontology annotation, biological process: actin cytoskeleton organization. Lineage: Eukaryota; Metazoa; Chordata; Actinopteri; Cyprinodontiformes; Nothobranchiidae. Gene Ontology annotation, molecular function: actin binding; small GTPase binding. Gene Ontology annotation, cellular component: stress fiber. The record is from RefSeq and is a predicted model, not a curated record.
GUGUUGAAAAGGGGUGUGGCUUGAAGCGAGUAACAUCUGUGCUGGUCCCCUUUGCCCUCACAGCAUUCUGCAGAGAAAGGGAGAUGUAGAAGGUCUUCCUGAGAAGUUCUUGGCGAGAAGCUGGCCGAUUAGUAAGAUCCCAAACAGCUGUUGUCUGUAUGAUGGUUUAUCUCUCAUUCGCCCCUGCAGCCAUCAAAGAGCAGCCUCCAUGUAGCUGGGAUUUUCCUCUCGGAUGAUUUUGACAGCCUCUGGAACGGUGCUUAUUAGCUACUUCGACCCCAAACAGCGUGGCUUUCAUACCUUGUGCUGGAAAUGCUCUGCUGCGUGGUGUGUAAAAGUUUUUUUUUUCUGUCAGGCGUGCAGAAAGCUGAGUUCUGCAGCGAGCUGAUGAUAUAAAGGGAAUGCCCAGAGCCCAACGGAGACGCGCUCUCUCCAGGACAGGUGCUCUCUGACGGAGGCCAAACUCUGAGGUGGAGGGAGGCCUAAAGAGGCCCAGAGGGAGCCUCCCAUCCUCCCUACCUGACCAGUGAUACUCGUCCUGCAGCCAUGGCUCCUCGGAAACGUGGGGGAGGUGGCGGCAGUCGUGGAGGGCUCUCCUUCAUGUUCUGCUGUUUUAACAGCAGCGAUCACCCUGAGAUCACCUACAAGCUACGGGAGGACUUUGCUCUUCAGAGCAUGGAGCCCACCCUGCCGAUGCCCGGACCUGAUGAGCUGGAUAACAUGUUCUCUGAGCUCGUGGAUGAGCUUGAUCUCACUGAGAAGCACAGGGAAGCCAUGUUUGCUCUAACCGCAGAGAAGAAAUGGCAAAUCUACUGCAGCAAGAAGAAGGAACAGGAAGAGAACAAAAGUGCAACUAGCUGGCCAGAAUAUUAUAUCGAUCAGCUCAAUUCAAUGGCGGCUAGAAAGACCCUUCUAGCUUUGGAAAAGGAAGAUGAGGAAGAAAGAAACAAAACUAUAGAGAGCUUGAAAACUGCUUUAAGGACUCAACCGAUGAGGUUUGUCACUCGCUUCAUAGAUCUGGAUGGCCUGACGUGCGUCCUGAACUUCCUAAAGAGCAUGGACUACGACACCACAGAAUCUCAGAUCCACACAUCUCUGAUUGGCUGCAUUAAAGCUCUGAUGAACAACUCGCAAGGCCGCGCCCACGUCCUGGCCCACUCUGAGAGCAUAAACAUCAUCGCUCAGAGCCUGGCCACAGAAAACAUUAAGACGAAGGUGGCAGUGUUAGAAAUAAUGGGUGCUGUUUGCUUGGUGCCUGGAGGGCACAGAAAGAUCCUGCAGGCCAUGCUGCAUUAUCAGCGUUACGCCUGUGAGCGAACGCGCUUCCAGACACUUAUAAAUGAUCUGGACCGGAGUACGGGGCGCUACAGAGACGAGGUCAGCCUGAAAACAGCCAUCAUGUCCUUUAUUAAUGCUGUGCUGAGUCAAGGAGCUGGAGAGACCAGCCUGGAAUUCCGUAUCCACCUCCGAUAUGAGUUUCUUAUGCUGGGGAUCCAACCUGUGAUCGAUAAGCUGCGUUCACAUGAAAACGCAACUUUAGACAGACAUCUAGACUACUUUGAGAUGCUGCGGAACGAGGAUGAGCUGGCUUUGUCCAAACGAUUCGAGUCGGUACACAUAGACACCAAAAGCGCCACACAGGUUUUUGAUCUGAUUCGGAAGAAGAUGAACCACACAGACGCAUAUCCUCAUUUUAUGUCUGUGCUGCAUCACUGUCUGCUCAUGCCACACAAGAGAAGUGGAAACACGGUACAGUACUGGCUGCUGUUGGACCGUAUCGUCCAGCAGAUGGUCCUGCAGAACGACAAAGGUCACGACCCAGAUGUCGCACCGCUGGAGAACUUUAACGUGAAGAACGUUGUCAGGAUGCUGGUCAACGAAAACGAGGUCAAACAGUGGAAAGAGCAGGCAGAGAAAAUGAGGAAAGAGCACCAUGAGCUGCAGCAAAAGUUUGAGAAGAAGGAGCGAGAAUGUGAUGCCAAGACACAGGAGAAGGAGGACAUGAUGCAGACCCUCAACAAGAUGAAAGAGAAGCUGGAAAAGGAAACGAACGAGCACAGAAACGUCAAACAGCAAGUGGCCGACCUCACUGCUCAGCUGCACGAACUCAGCACUAGACAGGUUGCAGCUGUCGUUCCUGGAGGUCCCCCUUACACCCGCGGCCCCCCAGGUGGACCUGUCCCUCCUUCACCUGUGCCAGCGUUUGCAGGUGUGGGCCCUCCUCCCCCACCUGGUGGCAUGAUGCCUCCUCCACCCCCUCCGCCCCCUCCACCAGGCGGGCCCCCACCUCCUCCUGGACGCCCACCUGUCGGCGGCAUCCCUCCACCACCAGGGGCGCCGCUGGGGCCGUCUCUCAAGAAGAAGAGCAUUCCCCAGCCGUCCAAUGCACUCAAGUCCUUCAACUGGUCCAAGUUAGCUGAGAAUAAGCUGGAGGGCACCGUUUGGAUGGAUGUGGACGAUGCGAGGGUUUUUAAAAUUCUGGAUCUGGAGGACAUUGAAAAGACCUUCUCAGCCUAUCAGAGACAGCAGGACUUCUUAACGAUCAGUAACAGCAAACAGAAAGAGGCAGAAGACGACACGUUGAGCUCCAAGAAAGUCAAGGAGCUGUCGGUCAUCGAUGGCCGCAGGGCUCAGAACUGCAACAUCCUCCUUUCACGGCUGAAGCUGUCCAAUGAGGAGAUCAAGCGAGCCAUUCUAACUAUGGACGAACAGGAGGACCUUCCUAAAGACAUGCUGGAACAGCUGCUGAAGUUUGUUCCAGAGAAGAGCGACGUGGACCUCCUGGAGGAGCACAAACACGAGCUGGAUCGGAUGGCCAAACCCGAUCGGUUCCUUUACGAGAUGAGCAGAAUAAACCACUACCAGCAGAGGCUACAGUCUCUAUACUUUAAAAAGAAGUUUGCAGAGAGGAUAGCGGAGAUCAAGCCUAAAGUUGAAGCUCUGACCAAAGCGUCUAAGGAGGUGUUGCACAGCAAAAACUUGAAGCAGCUGUUGGAGGUGGUGUUGGCGUUUGGAAACUACAUGAACAAGGGUCAUAGGGGCAACGCGUACGGCUUCAAGGUGUCCUCACUUAACAAGAUCGCUGAUACCAAAUCCAGUAUCGACAAAAACAUCACCUUGCUGCACUACCUGAUCACCAUCCUGGAGAAGAAAUAUGCCAAAGUUCUGAUGUUCCAGAACGACCUGCAGAGCGUCCCGGAGGCAGCUAAAGUCAACAUGACAGAGUUGGAAAAGGAUAUUGGCAACUUGCGCAGUGGCCUAAAAAGUGUUGAGAGUGAGCUGGAAUACCAGAUAAAACGACCACAAGAGGUGGGUGACAAGUUCGUGUCUGUGGUGAGCCAGUUCAUCACCGUGGCCAGCUUCAGCUUCUCCGAUGUGGAAGACUCUCUAACUGAAGCCAAAGAGCUGUUCCUGAGGGCGGUGAAGCACUUUGGGGAGGAUGCCAGUAAGAUGCAGCCAGAUGAGUUCUUCGGUAUCUUUGACCAGUUCCUGCAGGCGUUCACCGAGGCUCAGCAGGAGAACGAGAACAUUAGGAAACGCAAGGAAGAGGAGGAGAGGAGGGCGAAGAUGGAAGCUCAGCUGAAAGAACAGAGGGAGAAGGAGCGAAAGGCCCGGAAAGCAAAAGCAAACGGAGAGGACGACGGGGGGGAGUUUGAUGACCUGGUGUCCGCUCUGCGAUCGGGAGAGGUCUUCGACAAGGACUUGUCCAAGAUGAAACGGAACCGCAAGCGGAUCAACAGCCAGAACAAUGACUCGAGCAGGGAGCGACCGCUAAUGAAGCUCAACUUCUAGGCGCCGUCCAUCCCUUUAUUCCCUCUGCAUCACUGGUUUGCCUCUGGAGCAGACUGACCUGCACAUUCCUCGUGUCCUCUACCACCCAGCUCGGCUUGAACAAACCAUGACCUCACUGCAGAGCCACACACAACGCUACACGUCCUCUUAGCUUCUAGUAGGAGAGGGAGCAGGAGCCAAAUGUUGAUCUGGUUUGACCAAAUCAGAUGAAGCUGCCAUGCUGGAAGAAGAGCUCCCCUCCAGGCGCGGGAGAUGCUCACUAUCAUUCAGACCGGCCUCUGUGCCGUUUUUCUACGUCAGAAUCUAUGCACAAACUAAAACGUGCAGCUUUUAGAGCCGGAUGCUCGGGGCGAUGAGGACCAUUGAUUAAACCGAGGGGCCAUUUUUGUACUGGUUUAUAGAGUGAGAGGGGCCACAGUAAGGUCCAUGAGGGGCUCCCUUCUGCAGUCAGAUGCAGAGAUGUUUGAUUUGGUUUUGACUGCAAGAAACAGAAAGGUAGUUUUUUUCUAUUCCUUACUGACAAGCAGCAUUUAUUAUAGAUAAAUAUAUAUAUAUAUAUAUAUAUAUAUAUAUAUAUAUAUAUAUAU